CGGCGGCGGCGCAGGAGGAUGUACUUGGUGCCGGGGGUGAGGGGGCUGGCCGGCUGCGGGCACCUCCUGGUCUCGCUGCUCGGGCUGCUGCUGCUGCUGGCGCGCUCCGGCACCCGGGCGCUGGUCUGCCUGCCCUGCGACGAGUCCAAGUGCGAAGACCCCAAGAGCUGCCCCGGGAGCAUCGUGCAGGGCGUCUGCGGCUGCUGCUACAUGUGCGCCCGCCAGAGGAACGAGAGCUGCGGCGGCGCCUUCGGGCUUCACGGAGCCUGCGACCGGGGGCUGCGCUGUGUCAUCCGCCCCCCGCUCAAUGGCGACUCCAUCACCGAGUACGAAGUGGGAGUGUGCGAAGAUGAGAACUGGGAUGAUGACCAGCUGCUUGGUUUUGAACCAUGCAAUGAAAACCUUGUCUCUGGCUGUAAUAUAAUCAACGGGAAAUGUGAGUGCGACACUAUUCGGACCUGCAACAAUCCCUUUGAGUUUCCAAGGAAGGAUAUGUGCCUUUCAGCGUUAAAGAGAAUUGAAGAAGAGAAGCCAGAUUGCUCCAAGGCCCGCUGUGAAGUCCAGUUCUCUCCGCGUUGCCCCGAAGAUUCGGUUCUGAUCGAGGGCUAUGCCCCCCCUGGGGAGUGCUGCCCCUUGCCCAGCCGCUGCGUGUGCGACCCUGCAGGCUGCCUGCGCAAAGUGUGCCAGCGGGGAUUCCUGAACAUACUAGUGUCCAAAGCCUCAGGGAAGCCGGGAGAGUGCUGUGACCUCUAUGAGUGCAAACCAGUUUUCAGUGUGGACUGCAGCACCGUGGAGUGCCCCUCCGUGCAGCAGGCCGUGUGCCCCCUGGACAGCUACGAAACUCAAGUCAGGCUCACCGCGGAUGGUUGCUGCACCCUGCCCACAAGAUGCGAGUGUCUCUCUGGCUUAUGUGGUUUCCCGGUGUGUGAGGCGGGAUCCACUCCCCGCAUAGUCUCCCGUGGAGAUGGGACACCUGGAAAGUGCUGUGAUGUCUUUGAAUGUGUUAAUGAAACAAAGCCAACCUGUGUGUUCAACAACGUGGAAUACAAUGACGGGGACAUGUUCCGAAUGGACAACUGCCGGUUCUGCCGAUGUCACGGAGGUGUUUCCAUCUGCUUCACUGCCCAAUGCGGCGAGCUGAACUGUGAGCGCUACUACAUGCCCGAAGGGGAGUGCUGCCCCGUGUGUGAAGAUCCAGUGUAUCCUUUCAACAACCCCGCGGGCUGCUAUGCCAAUGGCCAGAUCCGCGCCCACGGGGACCGGUGGCGGGAAGACGACUGCACCUUCUGCCAGUGCAUCGGUGGCGAGCCCCACUGUGUGGCAACCGCCUGCGGACAGAGCUGCAUGAACCCCGUGAAGGUGCCUGGAGAGUGUUGCCCUGUGUGUGAAGAACCAUCCUACAUCACAAUUGACCCACCUGCAUGUGGGCAGUUGUCAAACUGCACCCUGACAGAGAAGGACUGCAUUUACGGUUUCAGACUGGAUCACAAUGGUUGUCGAACCUGUCAGUGCAAAAACAGAGAGGAGCUGUGCGCCAGCCUCAAGCGGGGCUGUGCCUUGGACUGCCCCCUGGGGUUCCUGACUGAUGCCCACGGCUGUGAGCUCUGCCAGUGCCGCCCGCGGCCCAAGAAGUGCAGACCCAUAAUGUGUGACAAGCACUGUCCGUUUGGAUUCCUGAAGAAUAAGCAUGGCUGUGAUGUCUGUCGCUGUAAGAAGUGUCCAGAGCUCCCGUGCAGUAAAAUCUGCCCCAUGGGUUUCCAGGAGGACAGCCAUGGUUGCCUGAUGUGCAAGUGCAGAGAGGCCGCUGCUUCCGCCGGGCCGCCUGUCCCGUCAGGCCUGUGUCUGUCCGAGGACGGCCGUCACCACCAGAACGCGGAGAGUUGGCAUGACGGGUGCCGGGAGUGCUACUGUCACAAUGGACGGGAAAUGUGUGCUCUGAUCACCUGCCCGGUGCCUGCCUGUGGCAACCCCACCAUCCCUGCAGGGCAGUGCUGCCCAUCGUGUCCAGAUGACUUUGUGGUGCAGAAGCCAGAGCUCAGCACUCCGUCCAUUUGCCACGCCCCUGGAGGAGAAUACUUUGUGGAGGGAGAAACAUGGAACAUGGACUCCUGCACUCAGUGCACCUGCCACAGUGGGCGGGUGCUGUGUGAGACAGAGGUGUGCCCGCCGCUGCUCUGCCAGAGCCCCCUGCGUACCCAGGACUCCUGCUGCCCACAGUGUCCAGAUGAACCUGUCCAGCCUUCCUCAUCCCAUAAUGAGAGCGUGCCUAGUUACUGCAAAAGUGAUGAAGGGGAUAUAUACCUCGCAGCUGAGUCCUGGAAGCCUGACGUUUGUACCAGCUGCGUGUGCAUGGAUAGCGUAAUUAGCUGUUACUCUGAGUCUUGCCCUUCAGUAUCCUGUGAAAGACCUGUUUUGAGAAAAGGCCAGUGUUGUCCCUACUGCAUAGAAGACACAGUUCCAAAGAGGGUGGUGUGCCACUUCAGCGGCAAGGCCUACGCCGACGAGGAGCGCUGGGACCUCGACAGCUGCACGCAUUGCUACUGCCUGCAGGGCCAGACCCUCUGCUCCACCGUCAGCUGCCCGCCUCUGCCCUGUGUCGAGCCCAUCAACGUGGAAGGAAGUUGCUGCCCAAUGUGUCCAGAAAUGUAUGUCCCAGAACCAACCAACAUACCCAUCGAGAAGACAAAUCAUCGUGAAGUUGACCUGGAGGGCCCCAUGUGGCCCACACCUGGGGAAAAUGACAUAGCUCAUCUCCCUAGAGAUAUGGGUCACCUCCAGGUAGAUUACAGAGAUAACAACAGGCUGCAUCCAGGCGAAGAUUCUUCACUGUAUUCCAUUGCCUCGGUCGUGGUCCCCAUAAUAAUAGGCCUGUCUAUCAUCAUAGCAUUCCUAUUCAUCAAUCAGAAGAAACAGUGGAUACCACUGCUUUGUUGGUAUCGAACACCAACUAAGCCUUCUUCCUUAAAUAACCAGCUGGUAUCUGUGGACUGCAAGAAAGGAGCCAGAGUCCAGGUGGACAGUUCCCAGAGAAUGCUACGGAUUGCCGAACCAGAUGCUAGAUUCAGCGGCUUCUACAGCAUGCAAAAACAGAACCACCUACAGGCAGACAACUUCUACCAAACAGUGUGAAGAGAGGCAACGCAGAUGAGGUUUGAAAAGACAGAAAAUGACUAAAUCUGCUCUUAAAAGUAAACUAGAAUUUGUGCACUUGCUUAGUGGAUUGUGACUUGAUGUACAGCGCUGAGAUUUUACUGGGAUGGGCUCUGUCGCCGGCAGUGUGCAGGACACGCAUUCCCACUUUUCCUCAAGAUAACUGACCAAGUGUUUUCUUAGAACCAAAGUUUUUAAAGUUGCUAAGACAUAUUUGCUUGUAAUAUAGCUGUAGAGAUAUUUGGGGGUGGGGACAGUGAGUUUGGUUGGGGCAAUGGGGAGGAGGGGUGGUGUGGGGAAGACAAAUUGGUCAGCUUGGUUCAGGGAGAAACCCAGUAAAAUUAAAGCGACUCAAUAGCCCAAAGGAUAUUGUUUCCUGCUUGUUGGCUGAAGACUGCACGGGUUGCUACAAAAGCUCAGGCCUGAAAGAGCAGGAAACAAAGGCCUAGAGAUCAAGCUGCCGUGACCACCUUAGAGCCACCAGACAAGCGCAUCAGAACCUCUUGAUAGCCAUCCCAGGUCUAAAGCCACACGUUUCUUUACUAUAUCCAGUCACAACUGCAGUAGGUGGUGAGGAGGCCAGAGAAUGUGGUAGCAGCAUCUCUCUAAAGCGGGUUGCUAAGGAUAUACACAUUUAUACCUUUUGCUGCUUUAGUUUCCUUCCAAGCCAAUCAGCCAGUUCCUAGCAGAGUCAGCGAAUGAACAAGACUAAGGCAUUUCUUGGUGUGAGCACUGGAGCUUUUCUCACAACAGCGGGCAGGAGGGUGAAGGACACCAGGCAUCCCCAGGGGCUACUUCAUUGUUGGUUGUUGCUUUGUCCUGUUAUAUUGUUGGUUGUUCAUAGUUUUUGUUGAAGCUCUAGCUUAAAAAGAAACUUUUUAAAAAAGACUGUUUGGGAUUUUUUUUCCUCAUUAUAUACUGAUUCUACAAAAUAGAAACUACUUCAUUUUAAUUGUAUAUUAUUAAAGCACCUUUGUUGAAGCUCAAAAAAAUAUGCCUCUUUAAACUUUAGCAAUUAUAGGAAUAUUUAUGUAACUAUGCUUCAAAAAAAAAACAAAAGUAUUUGUGUGCAUGUGUAUAUAAUAUAUAUGCAUAUAUAUUUAUACACAUACAAUUUAUGUUUUCCUGUUGAAUGUAUUUUUAUGAGAUUUUAACCAGAACAAAGACAAACAGGCAUUCCAUAUCAAUGCUUUCAAUCACUUACAAAUUUUUGAAUAAUACAAAUUUCAUUCUACGUGCAGUUAAAUUGGGAAGAUGUGUGAGAGUAUCCUUGUGUGUGUUUCUGUGUACACACACACCUUGGUCAGCCAGCAUCACACCUGCUACAAGAAGAUAUUCUUUUACUAAAAUAUUCCUCAUUUGGUUUUGGUUGGUUUUCAAUUUGUUCACUGGCCAGAGAUAUGAUAGCAGUUUUUCUGCAUCACUAAUCAGCUCCUGGAUUUUUUUUUUUCUCUUUCAAACAACUGUUUGAAACAACUACUGGAAUAUUGUCCAUAAUAAGCUGGAAGUUUGUUGUAGUUUGCCUCAAAUAUAACUGACUGUAUACUAUAGUGUUAACUUUUCAAACAGCUCUUAGCACUUUUAUACUAACUACCCAUUUGUGCAUUGAUUUCUUUUAAAAAUGCUUGUUGUGAAAGACACAGAUACCCAGUAUGCUUAAUGUGAAAAGAAAAUGUGUUCUGUUUUGUAAAGGAACUUUCAAGUAUUGUUGUAAAUACUUGGACAGAGGUUGCUGAACUUUAAAAAAAAUUAAUUUAUUAUUAUAAUGACCUAAUUUAUUAAUCUGAAGAUUAGCCAUUUUUUGUCUUAGAAUAUCAAAAAGAAAAGGAAAAGGUGUUCUAGCUGUUUGCAUCAAAGAAAAAAAGAUUUAUUAUCAAGGGGCAAUAUUUUUAUCUAUUUCCAAAAUAAAUUUGUUAAUGAUAUGCUACCAAAAUAGACUUACAUCAGCCUGAUUAGUAUAAAAUUUUGUUGACAAUUAAUCCAUUACUGGCAUAAAAAAAAUCUUUAUCAAAAAAUUGUAAAUGCUUGCUUUUUGUUUUUUCCAAUCAUGGCCAUAUUAUGAAAAUACUAACAGGAUAUAGGACAAGGUGUAAAUUUUUUUUUUAUUAUUUUAAAGAUAUGAUUUAUCCUGAGUGCUGUAUCUAUUACUCUUUUACUUUGGUUCCUGUUGUGCUCUUGUAAAAGAAAAAUAUAAUUUCCUGAAGAAUAAAAUAGAUAUAUGGCACUUGGAGUGCA
This is a messenger RNA of Condylura cristata (star-nosed mole), 5385 nucleotides long. RefSeq names its product cysteine rich transmembrane BMP regulator 1 (chordin-like) (gene CRIM1). Lineage: Eukaryota; Metazoa; Chordata; Mammalia; Eulipotyphla; Talpidae. Gene Ontology annotation, molecular function: protein binding; serine-type endopeptidase inhibitor activity. Gene Ontology annotation, cellular component: extracellular region. The record is from RefSeq and is a predicted model, not a curated record. The transcript is spliced from 17 exons. Bases 19 to 3129 code for a protein of 1036 amino acids.